Musa acuminata subsp. malaccensis (wild Malaysian banana) is the source of this 2028-nucleotide messenger RNA. RefSeq lists its product as uncharacterized. Lineage: Eukaryota; Viridiplantae; Streptophyta; Magnoliopsida; Zingiberales; Musaceae. The record is from RefSeq and is a predicted model, not a curated record. Gene Ontology annotation, molecular function: GTP binding; GTPase activity.
GUUUCCCUAACCAUGAUUUGUAAUCGCAGGUGAUCGGCCCAUACCGCUCUGGCAAAUCCUUCCUUCUCAACCAGCUCCUCUCCCUCUCUUGCGAUGAAGGCUUUGAAGUUGGGCACAUGCGUGAUGCUAAAACCAAAGGUUUGUGGGUUUGGGGUACACCAGUGGAGUUGGUCAUUGAUGGAUCAAAAGUAUCUGUCCUGUAUAUUGAUACUGAAGGAUUUGAAAAUGUGGGGAAUUCAAAUGUAUACGAUGACAGGGUCUUUGCUCUGGCGACACUAAUCAGUUCUGUGCUUAUUUAUAAUAUACCUGAGACGGUUCGUGAGGCAGAUAUAUCUCGACUAUCAUUUGCUGUUGAAAUUGCAGACGAAUUCUAUGCAAGAAUGAAGGGAAAUGAGGAUGCAUUCGAGCCUGCAAAGCUCUUGUGGCUUAUCCAACGAGAUUUUCUGCAAGGGUGCUCUGUUCAAGAAAUGGUGGAUGAAGCACUUCGGCCAGUUCCAAAUGAAAGUGGAGAUGAGAAUAUUGAUAAGGUCAACAAUAUUCGCAAAUCCUUGGCGAUAAUGGCCAACGAUAUCUCUGCCUUUGGCUUGCCACAGCCUCAUCUUCAAAGGAUAAGACUUUGUGACAUCAAGGACAGUGAACUGGAUCCAUUGUAUGUGCAAAAAAGGGAGCAGUUUAAACAACUUGUUGAGUCCAUUAUACGUCCCAAGAUUGUGCAGGGGAAUCCUCUAAAUGGAAAGGAGUUCAUAGCCUUCCUGGAGCAGACUCUUGAUGCCUUGAAUGAAGGUGAAAUUCCAUCUACAGGUUCAAUUGCGGAAGUAUUUAAUAAGGAAAUUCUUGAACGCUGCUUGAAGUUAUACAGUAAAGAGAUGUCCAAUUUGCAGCUGCCUGUACCAGAGGACAAGCUGCUGUUGGCUCAUGAGGUUUCAAAGGCGAAAGCAAACAAUCUGUUUGAUCGACAAUAUUUUGGUUGGCGCAGCGCUAAACAAUCCUUUCUGAAAUUCAAUAAUGAAAUCAAAAAGGUUUAUGACACUCACAUUACAGAAAACAAAUAUCUGUCAAUUAAACUAUGUGAAGCCAGCUGGAGUGAGUGCGAGGAUAGAAUGGAUGGCCUUCUAGCAACAGGACUUCCUUCCAUGAGAAAGUUCAAUGCUAGUUUUGAUCAAUGCAAUGAGCAUUUUGAAAGAGACUGUGUUGGGCCAUCAAAGGAAAAGUAUGCUCUGAAAAUGGUGAAGAUGCUUAAAAAAUGCCGAUCCCAUUUCACCAAGGAAUACUAUCGAAGACUUACAUUUAAUUUGCUGCUUUUCUCCGCCACUAUUCCUGUGGUCGGCCAUGUUGUCAAGUUUGCUUUCCUCAGAUAUUGUGGUUACUUAAUGGUUACAUUCUCACUGUACUUGGAAAUGCAUACAAGAUUAUAUGGGUCGGUGCAGUUGCAGCGUAACAGUCCUUCCUUUCAGAUUGUGGAGAUUGCAUGGGAGAUGAUAGUCGGCAACAACCUUGUCUUGAACAGAUGGACAAUUGCAGUUGCUAUAUUGCAGUGUGUUCCGAUCCUUGGCUGGUUAUUCUACAAAAAGAACAUAGAUGGAUGUCUGUUGCUGCCUUUCAAGGUGGUGCUUGGGUUGCUAAAGGCUGCUCUAGUAAAGAGCAGAUUAAGCAAUAAUCCUAAGACCCAGUAGAAUCAAUGAGCAAUGUGCAACUUCCCCUCCCUAGCUGGAGCAGGUUGCUUCAAAUUUAGGUAUGGUAGAGGUCCAAUGAACUUGGAUUCUAGUCCUCGACGCCCUAAUGGGACAAACAAUAGAUCGAAAUUAUAACUUAUAUUUUUUUUAUGAUUUAAUUUGGGUACGAUUAACAUGAUACUUUAUAUCUUGUACAUUCCCUUGAAUUGUCAGAUACAUUCGUUUCUGAUCCAUAGAGAAAGCAGAUGUUAUUAUUAUAAAGCUAGUGAUCCACUGCUGUUGGUUCAGUAACUGUUGAUGCGUGCUGUGCAUCUUACUGAUGUAGUUCAUUGUCAAUGAAUGCACCAAUUUUUCU